AUGGUUUUAAUAAAAGUUCAAAAUAAUCAAGGAAAAAGUAUUAAUGAAAAUUCUUUUUCUCCAUUUUAUUUUAUUUUAUAUGGUGACAUUCAAUAUGGAAUGUUAAGAUCAGACAUUGGAUGGUUUGAAGAAAGGAUUUUAUUAAAAAAAGCUAUAGAAAAAACAAAUAAAUUAAAACCACCAUUUGUAAUAGCAAUGGGUGAUUUAUCCAAUGCAAAUCCUUCAACUGAAGCACAAAAUGAACAAUAUAAUGAUCUUAAAGAAGAUUUUAAACUAUUAAACAAAUCUAUUGAUUUAUAUGUAUUUUGUGGAAAUCACGAUGUAGGUAAUUCACCAACUUGUGAAACUAUUAAGAAAUAUGAAGAUGUGUGGGGAGAUGGAUAUUAUAGUUUUAUUUACAAUAAUUGUGGCUUUAUAAUUUUAAAUUCAUCCAUUUUAUAUGAUGAUACAUAUGUUAAAAGUCUAAGAGACAAACAAUUAGAAUGGUUAGAAGAAACAUUAAAAAAAAUGCAAUCAUUAAAUCUUAAGUAUAAAUUUAUAUUUAUGCAUCAUCCACUUAUGUAUGAUAAUAUAGACGAAGAUGAAAAUAUUGGAUUAAUUUAUGUGGAUAAAAUCCGAUUGUAUGUAGAUAAAAAUCGUUUUCAUAUAAAAAAAGAAACAAGAUUAAUUAUCUAUGAGUUAAUGAAAAAAUAUAAUGUCAAUCAUAUUUUUUGUGCUCACUUACAUUUUAAUAAAGAAGGUAAUAUUGAUUCAAAUAUAAAACAAAUAGUCAUUUCUGCUGUUGGUAUGCAAGUGAGAGAUGAUAAAUCAGGAAUUCUUAUCGUACAAGUUAAUGAAAAGAAUGUUGAUUACAAAUAUUAUCCUUUUGAUUAUAUUCCAAAUAUGAUAUCUAAUUGA
Molecule: messenger RNA, 897 nt
Organism: Plasmodium gallinaceum
Lineage: Eukaryota; Apicomplexa; Aconoidasida; Haemosporida; Plasmodiidae
Gene: CPPED1
Product: serine/threonine protein phosphatase CPPED1, putative
Exons: 1
Coding region: 1-897 (298 amino acids)
Molecular function (GO): hydrolase activity
Source: RefSeq, a predicted model, not a curated record